AACAAUAUAUUUACUUUUUAUUUUUUAAUAAUGAUAUCAUUUAAUGAAGCUUAAUCAGUUAACACAGGGCAUUCAUGUUUGUUUUUUUAUAGUACACAGCAAUGAAAGUGUCAAUUUAAUGUUAUUGUAUGUUGACACUAGCCAUUUUGGACAUUCGACCUUUUGUAUUUAUACGUCGGUUUAAUUAUACUACGACCACGUACUGUAGAUCGAUUUGGGCUUUCUAGUCGCGAACUCGAUCCAACAGCUGCACGACCUAGUACGGGUGGGUGAUCCAUCAUGGUACGAUCAUGCAGCUCAUCCGACGACACAUCGUCGGCCAAGUACGAGUUCUCAGAUUCGGAUUCCGAUCACAAGCGGCGUGGCAGAAGUAGUCGUCCCCGCCGUUUACCGACCAGCAACAGCAAGAACGCUGUAGCUGCCCGUAUAAACCGCAUGAAACAAAAACAGUAUGUCAAGGACUUGGAGCAAAAGAUGUCGCAGCUUAAACGUGAGAUCAGGGGUGUGAAACGGGAGCUGAAAGAACGUGAAGAGAAGUGGGCGAGCAGCCGCCGACAGGUGGCCUAUUUGCGUGGUAUGAUUGCCAACAGUCAUCAGAUAGGCGGUCUAUUGCGUAACAUACGCUGGAGAAAUAUCAUCCCACAAGGUAGUAAUAUUGACAAGACUCUUAACGAAUUAAACUCUGAUGCGAGUAUUGACCACUUUCCUAUUACCACGAGCCAUAGUCUGUUUGAUGGUUAUUUUGAUUUGUUAGAGGAAAGAGACAGCAAUCACCCUCAUAUGGUGCCUCCUCCAGUUGCACCUCAAGAAGAUGAGGGCUGGGCAUUGUUAGAUGGUAUCAACCCUACUACGACUGAGCUAUUCCAAGAAACCGUCCCAUCUAAAUAUGUGUCAGUGUGCACAUUGCUACCGUAGAAAGACGGUUGUAUGCCUACAUAUUCAUGGUGUAAAUGAUCUUAUUAAUUAAAAGAAGCUGUGAUCUCACAUGUACAAUAUUACAUGCCAAAUCUUCAAAUUAGGCAUAAGGUAAGAAAUGUUUUUGAUUUUGAUUAAUUAUCAACUUAAAAUUACUUUAAAGCAUUUAGCGUGACCAAUUUUCUUAUUAAAGG
Molecule: messenger RNA, 1109 nt
Organism: Melanaphis sacchari
Lineage: Eukaryota; Metazoa; Arthropoda; Insecta; Hemiptera; Aphididae
Product: CREB/ATF bZIP transcription factor-like
Exons: 4
Coding region: 280-915 (211 amino acids)
Biological process (GO): regulation of DNA-templated transcription
Molecular function (GO): DNA-binding transcription factor activity
Source: RefSeq, a predicted model, not a curated record